AUGUGGCUGCUGCUGGUGCUGCUCGCCUGCACGGCUCCGUGCCGCUCAGCAGGCGGCCAGGCAGUGAGGGGGCCCGGCACCGUGUGUGGGCACCCGGGGAGGUCCCUCUCGGUGUCCUGCACGUACCGGCACAGCUACGAGACCAACCUGAAGUUCUGGUGCCGCCCGGGAACGAUUAGGAGCUGUGCUUUUGACACCCACAUCAUCGCCACCUCGGAGGAGGAGCCCUGGGUGCAGCGGGGCCGGUUCUCCAUCUGGGACAAUCGCACCCAGCGGGUGUUCACCGUGACCGUACAGAACCUGAAGGCAGAGGACGCGGGCACCUACCGCUGCGGGGUGCGAAAGCCCAUGUUUCACAUCGAUGACAGCGAUGAGGUGCGGGUGAUCCUGUCCCCAGGGCCACGACCGACGGCUACUGAUGCCCUCUUUUGGACCACUCCACAGUCGCUACCACCGGGCGUGAACUCUCCAUCGAGCACGGACGCGCCAUUGGGCACGGAUGCUCUGCGGAGCACGGAUGACGUGCCGUUGGGUGUGGACGUGCCAUCGGGGUGCUGCGACAGCCUCCGCUGGUUCCCGCUGCUGGCCGGGCUGCAGCUGCUGGCCCUGCUGGCCAUGAGCAUGGCCGUGCUCUGGCUGAGCCUGCGGAGAGGCUGA
Messenger RNA from Cygnus atratus (black swan), 657 nucleotides. Its product is annotated as CMRF35-like molecule 5. Lineage: Eukaryota; Metazoa; Chordata; Aves; Anseriformes; Anatidae. The record is from RefSeq and is a predicted model, not a curated record. The transcript is spliced from 2 exons. Gene Ontology annotation, molecular function: transmembrane signaling receptor activity. Gene Ontology annotation, cellular component: plasma membrane. Bases 1 to 657 code for a protein of 218 amino acids.